UUUCAACGUUUUUGUUGUGUUUUCAAGGAAUUCUACUUGUGUUUAUAAACAAGCUCAUGUCAGAAACCACCUCUGUGUUUAGAAUUAUUCGUUUGUGAGUGGACAAUUACUCAAUUGUGAUAAGGUGUGGAAAGCAUUGGUCUGUGAAAGUUUAUGUUGAUGAAUAAAAUGCCGUUUUUCACGAAUAAAUUCUCUCCGAAAAAAACACCGAUUAGAAAAGCAUCAAUAUCACUGGCUAAUAAGGAUUUGAGCCCUAAAAGAAUUGAGAGAGAACUUGGAUCGGAUAUUGGGUCGAUUAGGAUUCGAUUGGGGGAACAGGAAGCGACAUUCGAUGGCGGCAAUUGGAUUCCUGAAACUGGAAAAGUAGGGGGUACCUUCAGAGAGAAUGAGAAAUUGAAAAAAGAAGUUCGACGACUUGAAGAAGAAAAUAAUUUAUUGAAGAUAAAAUUCGAUCUGCUCCUAGAUAUGAUCACAGAGACAACAGUUGAAGCAGAGCACCAAAAAGGCGAAAUCGACACUCUCAAGAAACAACUAUCGCGAUUUCGAAAAUAAUUAUCAACAAUUAUCACAA
This is a messenger RNA of Fopius arisanus, 571 nucleotides long. It is a transcript of the gene Cby, whose product is annotated as Chibby. NCBI's taxonomy places the organism in Eukaryota, Metazoa, Arthropoda, Insecta, Hymenoptera, Braconidae. Bases 154 to 552 code for a protein of 132 amino acids. The record is from RefSeq and is a predicted model, not a curated record. The transcript is spliced from 3 exons.